UAAAAACAAAAAAAAAAAAAGAAUAAAACUGAAAAAAAAGGAGGACAUAGACGGGAAAAAAAAAUGAAAACUCUCUAACCCUAACCCUCAAUUACAAUUUACAACUCUCUUUCUCUCUCUAGGUUCAUCCAUUCCAUUCCCAGCUUAAGCGAUUUCUCAUUCCGCGAUUUCGCAUUCUCAUCUUCAAAUUAUCUUUCUCAAGUUGAAGAAUACAUACGAAGAGUGAAAAAUAAAGGAUUGCGCGCAAAUUAGUCUUCUUCGUCGAGAUCGCAAACUUGGUUUUUCCAAAAGAGAUUGAAGGUUUGUUUAAGAGUUAUUUUAAUAUAAGUUUCUAAGAUUAAAAUUUUGGAUCUUUCGCAUAUUUUAGCAAGAAUUCCGAGUAUAUAUGUAUAGUUUAUAACAUUGUUUAGUAAUUUAUUGAAUAUCGGGUUUUCAUUGAAGAUUUUCAAUCUUUUUCGGGGAUAAAAAAUCUUGCAGAAGAUUAGGUUUUGAAGGGUUUGUAGUGGAGAAGAAGUCAUUAGUAGAGAAGGGUAGCUGACAUGUGCAGAUAUUCUGGGUUUUUUCUAUGGCACCUGCUGUUCCCAUAGUGUAUACUGGACAAAAAGAAUCAAAGAAUUGCUCUAAGAAAAGUUUGAUGAAAAUGAUGGGAAAAGCGAGGAAGUUUUCUAUAGGGAAUCAAAGGGGUUUGAUCUCGGAUUACCGCCAUGCUGUCGAAAUCACGGCUGAGUCUGAGGGUUUUGGGAGUUCGGGGAGGGUAGACACGGAGAUGACUCUGUCUGAGGAUUCUUGCUCGCCGAAGAGGAAGCGGAUUAGUUUAAACGGGGAUAGUCAUGAUCAUUUUGGUGUUCCUAUACAAGUUCUAUCAUUUUCUAAGAUGUCGAGGCUAGAGAGGAAGGAGUUGGAGGUUAGGUUGAGGAGGGAGCUUGAUGAGGUUCGGGUAUUACAGAGGAGAGUUGCUUCUUUUACUACAAAUGCUGUUGUGUUAUCGCCAGCGAGUGAUAUUCGUAGCUGUAGUGAUGGGCAGAAGAGGCCUCCUUUAGAGAAUACUAUGAGACUUCCUGAACAUCCGGUACAGGGGAAGAAACAACCUGUAGGACGUAAUGGGGCUCGUGUGAAAAAGGGUUUUCCUGGGCAGAUUGAUCCGGCAAAGCACGUUGCACCAAUGAACAACAAUAACCCUAUGCUAAUGAAACGAUGUGAAAACCUUUUGAGUUGGUUGAUGGAACAACAAUAUUCUUGGGUGUUUAAUGAACCUGUUGAUGUUGUGAAGUUGAAUAUUCCCGAUUAUUUUACUGUCAUUAAGCAUCCCAUGGAUUUCGGCACAAUAAAGAGCAAGCUAAGCAGAGGGGAAUACACAAAUCCACUGGUGUUCGCUUCGGAUGUUAGGCUUACUUUUUCAAAUGCAAUGACGUAUAAUCCACCUGGAAAUGAUGUCCAUUUCAUGGCUCAAGCACUAAGUAAAUGUUUUGAGCAGAGGUGGAAAGUAAUAGAGAAAAAGAUCCCCAAAACUACGGAUGUUCAAGCAUUACCUUCGCAGUUGCAUGCCCCUUUGCAGAAUGAAUCAACUGCACAUCAUGUACCACCUUCAAAGAAAAAGAAGGUUGCCCCUGUUGGAAUAGGGAAGUUGGAGCCUGUCAAGAAGGUGAUAACGGAUGAGGAGAAGCAAGACCUGAGCAAGGAAUUGGAGGAAUAUCUUAGUGAAUUACCGGACAAUAUAAUUGAUUUCUUGAAAGAAAAUAGUUCUGGUGCUGACCAAAGCAUCGAGGAUGAGAUUGAGAUUGAUAUCUGUGCUCUCAGUGACGAUGUCUUUUUCAAGCUGAGAAAGAUGGUAGAUGAUUUCCUCUUGGAGAAAAAGAAGAACCAGGCAAGGUCUGAGCCAUGCGAAAUAGAGCUGCAAAAUGAGUCCGGGUUGAGCAAUUCAUCUAUUCAAGUUGGAAAAGGCAAUGAGGUGGUCGAUGAGGAUAUUGAUAUUGGGGGUAGUGACCAUCCUAUUUCAAGCUUCCCUCCAGUGGAGAUAGAGAAAGACACAGCCAAUAAGAACAGUAGAUGCAGUAGUCCUACCAGUUCCAGCAGUGACUCAGGUUCAUCAUCUAGUGAUUCAGAGUCUGGCAGUUCUAGCAGUGAAUCUAAAGGCACAAGAGCUGUGCCUCCGGGCAACAAGUUGCAGCCAACUGUGGAUGCCAACGCGAACAUGGACCAGUAUCAAAGUGAAAGUGGUCAGGAAGUUGGGAGAAAUCAAUCUAGGAGCAGCUUGAGCCAAGUUGAACAGAGUUCUCAGAUUAAGGAUCCGUCAAUUGAGGUGGAUGGUCUUAAAGAGGGGGAGAGUGCGCCAUCUGAGAGGCAAGUCUCCCCGGAUAAACUAUACCGUGCUGCUUUAUUGAGGAGCCGAUUUGCUGAUACAAUUCUCAAAGCACAAGAAAAGACACUAGAAAAGGGUGAAAAGCGUGAUCCAGAGAAGUUGCGAUUGGAAAGGGAAGAGCUCGAGCGAAGGCAAAGAGAAGAAAAGGCUAGGUUACAAGCAGAAGCCAGGGCGGCAGAGGAGGCACGAAGGAAAGCUGAAGCUGAAGCUGCUGCGGAAGCUAAAAGGAAAAGGGAAUUGGAGAGGGAGGCUGCACGUCUUGCUCUCCAGAAGAUGGAGAAAACAGUAGAUAUUAACGAAAAUUGUCAGUUCAUGGAGGAUCUAGAGAUGCUCAGUACAGCUCCUGCUGAUAAUUUGUCAAGUUUUAUAGGCAAUACGAGCCCAAAUGACUCUGAAAAUGGCGGCGGUCUGGGUAGUUUCAGAUUCCGGGGAAAUAGCAACCCCCUGGAACAACUUGGGUUAUACAGGAAAGAUGACGAUGAAGAGGAAGAGGAAGUUGAGGCCCCACAUAAUGUUCCAGAAGCAGCACCAAAUGAUGUUGAGGAAGGAGAAAUUGAUUGAUGCAGGACUUCCUUCCCAACUAUGCAAUUAUUGUUUAAAGGGACUAAAGAACAUGGCUUUCCAAGAGUAUGUUUCUUUCUGCAGCAUGCAUGACAGCUUCCCUUCUGGUGUAUGGUGGCUGUCAUUUGUCUAUCUCCGCUUUGGAGCUUUUUCACGAGCAAUCAAAUGGGAGUAGAGUUUGCUCCGUAAUAGUUCAAGCUAUGAGGCCCUUGGAUGUUUUUGGUUUAGCUUCGAUUUAAGGAGUCUCGGGUUUUUUCUCGUUUAAGCAAAAGCCUACAUGGACAGUAAGCUGUGGCAUUCAUCAUCAGGGGUAAAAGGUAGCUCAGUUGAGCAAGUUUUAUUUUUGGCCUUAAUUUUUCCUGUAAAAAAGCGAGAUUCAUUUGUAAGUUGAACCAUGGCACUGCUCCCAGAAUCAGGGGUUAGUACAUGUUUGGCAUCAGCUUUAUUAUAAUUGUGGGGACCUUAAUUCAUCGAACCUUGAAAGUUUAUACAUCCAAUCCAGCAAACACAACAGAAGAAAUCAAUCUUGUUUCUUUUUCA
Beta vulgaris subsp. vulgaris (sugar beet) is the source of this 3460-nucleotide messenger RNA. RefSeq names its product transcription factor GTE10. Lineage: Eukaryota; Viridiplantae; Streptophyta; Magnoliopsida; Caryophyllales; Amaranthaceae. The transcript has 10 exons. The coding region runs from base 566 to 2920 and encodes 784 amino acids. Gene Ontology annotation, molecular function: protein binding. The record is from RefSeq and is a predicted model, not a curated record.